Messenger RNA from Pieris macdunnoughi, 360 nucleotides. NCBI's taxonomy places the organism in Eukaryota, Metazoa, Arthropoda, Insecta, Lepidoptera, Pieridae. The record is from the annotation of a GenBank genome assembly.
AUGGUACAGCGUCUAACGUUUAGACGACGAUUGUCGUACAAUACCAAAUCAAACCAGAGGAGAAUAGUACGAACACCUGGUGGACGCCUUGUUUAUCAGUAUGUCAAGAAGCCCAAGAAGAUCCCAAGAUGUGGUCAGUGCAAAAGCAAACUCAGAGGUAUUCAACCUGCUCGCCCAGCUGAGCGUUCCAGACUUUGCUACCGCAAAAAAACAGUCAAGCGUGUAUAUGGUGGUGUACUCUGUCACAAAUGUGUAAAGCAACGCAUUGUUAGAGCAUUCCUCAUUGAAGAACAGAAGAUUGUUAAGGUUCUUAAAGCACAGCAAGCCACAGCAAGAGUUGGAAAAAAGCCUGCGAAAUGA